Onychostoma macrolepis is the source of this 3238-nucleotide messenger RNA. It is a transcript of the gene prkar2ab, whose product is annotated as protein kinase, cAMP-dependent, regulatory, type II, alpha, B. Gene Ontology annotation, biological process: regulation of protein phosphorylation. Bases 637 to 1779 code for a protein of 380 amino acids. Lineage: Eukaryota; Metazoa; Chordata; Actinopteri; Cypriniformes; Cyprinidae. Gene Ontology annotation, cellular component: cAMP-dependent protein kinase complex. The record is from RefSeq and is a predicted model, not a curated record. Gene Ontology annotation, molecular function: cAMP-dependent protein kinase regulator activity. The transcript has 10 exons.
ACAUUUCUCUUUUAUGCCAAAAAUCAUUAGGAUAUUAAGAUCAUGUUCCAUGAAGAUAUUUUGUAAAUUUCCUACCGUAAAUAUAUCAAAACUUCAUUUUUGAUUAGUAAUAUGCAUUGCUAAGAACUUCAUUUGAACAACUUUAAAGGAGAUUUUCUCAAUAUUUAGAUUUUUUUGCUCCCUCAGAUUCCAGAUUUUCAAAUAGUUGUAUCUCAGCCAAAUAUUGUCCUAUCCUAUAAAGAUUAUUUAUUUAAAAAAAUAAAAUAAAAUUUAAAAAAUAAAACCUGACCCUCAUGACUGGUUUUGUGGUCACACAAAGUCGUUGGGUUUUUCCCGCCACUUUCCUCGCCUGAAUUUACCUCAGAUUAACUGAAGCUUUGACGGGUUUAUGUACAAAUUUAACGAUCUUUUGAGAAGAAUGUGUUGAUUAAAUGUACAGAACAGUAAAAGCUGUAAGUCGCCGCCCUGCAGUCGUGAUAUUUUUGAGGACAGUCGAUAGAUAUUUUCCGCUGCGAUGGAAAGUGUCGAUCCGCCACGGGUCGAUGGCUCUGCCCGCAGGGGACGCGGGUCUGUAGGCAUGCGGCGAGCUGCUUCAUCGCGCUGUUGUGUGGCCUGUGAAUGUGAAUCACGAGCGGGAUGAGCGCGUCGGUUCCGGCGGGUCUGACCGAGCUCCUGAAGGGCUACACGCUGGAGGUGCUGCGGCGGAGGCCCGCGGACCUGCUGGAGUUCGCCGUGCUGUACUUCACCCGCCUGCGGGAGCAGCGCAGCUCCAGCCGCCGGUCUCCGGUGACCCGCGGAGAGGCCUUCGACCGGAGCUCCAGCGGCGACGGAGAGGAGGAGGAGGAGGAGGAGGAGGAAGAUGACUUUCCAGAUGAUUUUACAUUCAAAGCUCCUCCACCCAGUAAAUGCAACAGACGUGUUUCAGUGUGUGCGGAGGCGUAUAACCCUGAUGAAGAUGAAGACGAGGGCGACGAGCCGACGGUCGUUCACCCCAAAACCGAUGCGCAGCGUCAGCGACUACAGGAGGCCUGCAGGGACAUACUGCUGUUCAAAACCCUCGAGCAGGAUCAGUUCUCCGAGGUGUUAGACAGCAUGUUCGAGGUGCUGGUCCAACCCAGCGAGUGCAUCAUCAGUCAGGGCGACGACGGCGAUAACUUCUACGUGAUUGAGAGGGGCGUGUUUGAGAUCCUGAUUCAGAAGGACGGCGUGAGCCGCUGUGUGGGCCGCUAUGAUCAUAAAGGCAGCUUCGGGGAGCUGGCCCUCAUGUACAACACGCCGCGCGCCGCCACCAUCAGGGCCGCUCAGGAGGGGGCGCUGUGGGCGCUGGACAGAGCCACUUUCCACAGACUCAUCGUGAAAAACAACGCAAAGAAGAGGAAGAUGUACGAGAGCUUCAUCGAGAGCGUCCCGCUGCUCAAGUCACUGCAGUUAUCGGAGCGCCUGAAGAUCGUUGACGUGGUUGGGAUGAAGACGUUCAGCGACGGCGAGCGAAUCAUACGGCAGGGCGAUUCGGCCGACUGCUUCUACAUCGUGGAGUCUGGAGAAGUCAAGAUCAUGAUCAGAAGCAAAACUCAGGCCGGUCAGAGGUCGCAGGAGGAGGUGGAGGUCGCGCGUUGCUCCAGGGGUCAGUAUUUCGGUGAGCUGGCGCUGGUCACCAAUAAACCUCGAGCGGCGUCUGUGUACGCGGCCGGAGAGACCAGGUGUUUAGAAGCGAGAAGAAAAUGCUGGCUAGAGUUCAGCGAGCGGUACCAGCCUCUGCCGCUGCAGCACGAGAGCUAAUGCUUCAACAACACAUCGAGACAAAACCAGCCGACACUCACUGUCACGUCUUACAACCGGCAGGAAAACGCUUUUGAAAAGAGAAGCUUUGUUUGUUUUUUGAUGAGAAAAAAAUUUGAGAAAAGUAUUUUUUGUUGAAAGACAUGAUGUAAAACAAAACAUGAAAAAAAUACUAAAGUCAUCUGUUAAUGCAAAAUAAGAGUGAAGUGCAAAUCCCCAUAAUGCACCACACUUUGAGUAAACACACAUCAUUAUCCAAGUGCAGGGGAUUAUGGGUAUCUCCUCCAGUGCUUUACAAACCAUCCAAACAGAAGAUCCGGUGUAAUAUGUGUGACCUCAGUAUUCAGAUUUCAUACAUGCAUCCUAUUAAAUAUGAAAAUAUCGCUUCUCAGAGUCAAGCUAGUUCAAAUAGAGCGACACGACAGGCGUUGGAUGUUUCUGUGUAUUUUCAUUUUUCAAACUUACUUCAUGUCAACUAAUAAUUACAAAUAUACUUUAGUAAAAGUGUAAAAAUACUGCAAGACGUCGCAUAUUAAUUAAUCCGUUGCAAAACAAGCAGUGAGGAUGGUUUUGUCGUCCUCUCUCUUGGAUGGACUCAGUAUUUACAGUAUGACCCAGUACUGGACAUGGGUCCUGAGGAAGCGCGGGACUAUCCCGAGCGAUUUAAAGUUGAAGUUUAUAUUUGGUCUCUUUGUUUGUCACACAGAGAUGCAAACAGGGUAGGACGGGGAAAGGUGAUCAUGCUCCACACGCAAUUUCUUUUAAAGAUAUUUGCUUUACAUACUCAUUUGUAGUUACUUUAAGGUAUUUAAAAAACUAAUAUUUAACAAUAUUUGCAGCAUUUUACAAACAUCAAGAUUGAGUAUAUUUGGUCAAAAUCCCAUGUUCUAAGAGAUGAAGUGCUAUUAAAGACAAUAUUAACUGAUUAGACGUUAACGCUGACCUCAAAUACUAAACGUUUGCCGUCUCUCUCUCUCUUCAGCGGUCACACAUCUGACCCCAAAUACAUACAACACUUUGUCUAAAAAGGGUAAUAUUUUAAAUAAAGAAAAUACUACACAAAACCUAUUGAAACCACCAGUUGUUUAUUUGCCCUCCUCUCAUUGGCUCGGAGCAAGUCUCAGGUGACCUGCUGUGAUCUGAAAACAGCGAGCGGUCACUGAAGACGAAGAGGAUCAACUUCUCAGACGCUCUUCUGGAUUUUGGCGUUUGCUUGUACGGUGGCUCCGAGUCAAAACGCCUCUCGAGACGUGAAAAACAGAAAAUUGAACCCAAACUGAAUUUCUUUAGGCAGUGUGUAAAUGUGUGAUAAUUUCGGGUUUGCUCUGUAACUUGACACAUAUGUGCUCAUUUCAGUGUUAUUUUAGGUUUCUCUGUAGUGAACUCUGUCAGAUUCCGCUGGUUCUGCGCCGGGUUCCCUGUGAUGAUGAUGAUGAUGAUGCUGAUGCUGAUGAAGUGC